GGGAGAAGCAGAAGAAGAAGAAGGGGCUGUUGCCCAUGCUUGCUUACAUCCACACUCACACUCUUCAGUCACAACAACUCUCUCUCUUAGACAAGCAGGAAUAAACCUGACACAGAUAUAUACCCGGGUGAUUAUCCACUCCAGUCCAGUGGAGCUACAGUAUUAGAAUGGGGGGACAAGCUAAAAAGAAGAGCAAGGCUAAGAGGAAAGAGAACCGUGGAGGAGCUUCAGGUCACACACUAAUGUCACCCCAGGAGAGGAUGAAGGCCAAGAUGCAGGAGAAAGCCAAGAAGAAAACUGCUGAGAAGUACACUGUUGACCAGUUACUGGAGAAGACAGAAGAGUCUAUGGACAACUUUGACUUCCCCAUGGCGAAGAUGUUCUGUCAGCGUGCCCUGGACAUGGAGCCCACCAACCUGAGCGUUCUGAACAUGCUAGGAAACAUCUGUGCUGAGUUGGGGGACGUGGAUAAAGCUAAACAGGUCUUCCUGAAAGCAGUGGAGCUGAGUCCAGAGGAAGGCCACAGCAAGUACAUGUACCUGGGUCAGAUUCACGCCGGCAUGGAGGCCGUGCAGUAUUUCAGCAAAGGCAUCAAGGUCAUGCUCAAUGCCAUAGACAAGCAGGCCCAAGAGGCUGGUGAUAUGGGAGCAGCUGCCAUGCCUUCAGAACCUUCUAUAAGUGCAAAGGACGUAUCUGUGGCCUUCUGUUCCAUUGCUGAGAUCUUCUUCACUGAUCUUUGUAUGGAGGAGGGAGCAGCUGAGAAGUGUAAGGAGGCCAUAGAGAAAGCACUGCACUACGACCAGCACAACCCUGAAGCACUCCAGCUAAUGGCCAGCUAUCUGUUCAGCAUCGACAAUACAGAGGAGGGUCGAGACUACCUGAUUAAGAGUGUGUCGUCAUGGUUACCGAGUCUACAGAAGGAGGAAGAGUCUUCAGCGUGUGUGGAGCAGCCUGAGGAUGAGGAGCCACAGAACUCCAUUCCGCCGUACGAGUCACGAAUCACCACGGCCAAACUGCUGAUAGAAGCUGAAGAGUUCGAGAUGGCCACAGAGGUGCUGGAGGGGCUGUUAGAGGAGGAUGAUGAGGUUGUUCAGGUGUGGUAUUUGUUGGGGUGGCUGUUUUAUCUACAACUGGACAAACCAGAGACCACUGAGGAUCCAGAGAGCCUCAAAAAAUCAGCCAGAACUUACCUCACCAAGGCCAAGAAGCUCUACGUGAAGCUGCGCUGCGAGGACCCGCCCAUGAUGGAGCACACGGAGCAACUCCUUGGAGAACUGGGAGGAGAGCUGGUGCCUGAAGGUGAUGGUGAUGAUGAAGCUGGACCCUCUAUAGACGGCAUUGGAGAUGACUUCAUUCAGAGCAGUGAGGAUGAAGAGGAGGAUGAAGCCAUGGAGCACUGAAAGCACCCUUCUCUACACAACCUUUAUUCUAUUUUUUCUAUUGUUUUUUUUGUUUGUUCCUUUUUUUUUUUAAACCCAGGGCCUAAAUUCAAGGGCUACACGAACCCAAAGUCCACUAUUAUCAUGUCCUGAUGGUUAUAAUUUGAGAAGAGGCUUCUGAGGUUAAAACCCUGUUUCAGGGCACAUCUGUCCACUGCAUUCUUCUCUCAUCUAUCUCUGUUAUUUUUUUCUCUUUCAGGAUCAACCAGUAGCCAUUUUCUUAAUACGUUUGUUUUGUUGGCCAAAACAAGUGCCUUUUAUCCUUUGUACCAGAACCCGCUGUGUAUAUGUUGCUUUAUGUCCUCGCGGUGAGAACAAGACAAGAACACGGCUCUAACAACAGUCCAUUGAUAAAAGAAUUGGAGUGUUUAUAUGACAUUUUGCUCCAGACCUUUCAGCCUUUCAAUUAUCCUCCCUCUCCCCCAGACUCCCCCUGUGUUUUAUAAUCAUAUUAUAAAUGUGAUUGCUGUGGGCUGUAUGUAAUAAGAUGGAAAUGUCAUUAGGGAUUAAAAAUGACUUUUAAGUCAAA
Astyanax mexicanus (Mexican tetra) is the source of this 1968-nucleotide messenger RNA. RefSeq lists its product as uncharacterized. Lineage: Eukaryota; Metazoa; Chordata; Actinopteri; Characiformes; Acestrorhamphidae. Bases 168 to 1400 code for a protein of 410 amino acids. The transcript is spliced from 11 exons. The record is from RefSeq and is a predicted model, not a curated record. Gene Ontology annotation, biological process: cell division. Gene Ontology annotation, molecular function: protein binding.